AUGGGUGCCGAGGGUCAGCAAAGUACACAUAACCUUCCUUCGCCCUCCUCAUAUCUGGAGCAACACACAGCGGAUACUCUGCCAAUUCCAGUUCCAGAUUCUGUAAUUGCUAAUCAAAAGUGGUCUAUGCUAGUGUUUCGUAUGUGUGUUAUUCAAUAGCCCCUCCUUCUCAUUUAUAUACUAUUUCAAUCUGCUAAGCUUGGUUUACACGGACAGAGAACUGCAAUAGCUUAUCACCACUUUCUUGUCUACCAGGCCACAUGGACAAAUAUAUCAAGAAUCAAGAUCUAAGGAAGAAUGGUGCUCAGAUAUCAGCGCGACUUGUAUCUAAAAUUCAAAAUUCGCUAACGGAGCCUUCGUCGGAUAUCAAGCUUCCACUAAAUGGAAAAGAGCAUACAUUUCUAUAUUCUCCAAGAACAACCAGGUUAUUCAUAGAUGGUAAGUUACAAAUUACUUGACUCUCGAGUUCUUUCUGAAUGUAAAAACGAAAUGCGUGAGAUAAAUUUAAAUGAGCUAACUUUUGCUUUAUGUAGCAUUCUUUGACGAAACAUACUAGUAAGAAUAAAGAAUCUCCAAUUCGAGCUGCUCUGAAGUUUUUUCUUCCAAUUGAUGCCUCUGAUAUUGUAACAUGACUAAUGCAGCUGUGAAAAACAGCUUUCGCCCCUACCUUCAGCGCGCCGAUUUCGAUCGCUCAUUUGCAGAUUUCACAAUAUCCCCCACGCUCGUAGAGCCGUCUUUCCUCGCCCUAGCUAAUGCAAUACUGGCCUUGGGAAAUGACCUCUACGUCAAAAGACUCUCGGUCGUGUCAAAUUCUGAGUCCGCUCUAGCUCGAAACAUGACCCAGUAUUUCCAUACAGCGUUGUACUACCGCCCCUACCUGUCCAAUGGACUUCAUUCGAGAGUAAAAUUACAGGUAGACAUCAUCAGUUCAAAAUUGCGUUCUCUUAUUCAGUCUCGCUAACUUGUGCUGGCAGGCGUUGCUUACCAUGGUAAGUUAAGAUGGCAUGCUAGGAAAGUGAUGUAUGCUAAUUUCAGCCUUAGCUACUUUUCUGUCACUCUCGCAACGAGGUUGACCUCACAAAAUCGCUGUUGUCUGAGGCUUUAGAAUCCAUCCGUUCUUUAAGACUUAGUCAAGAAAGCUGGACAAGCGACAAUUCAAAAAAUGAAGAUUUUGAAAAAACUAAUCUGAUGCAUCGACUUAUAUAUCUUAUCGAGAAGCCAUUUUUACUCAGACAUGGACUACCGUCGGUAAGUUCACAUUUCUUGUUGUAAUUUUCAGACUCCGCAGGUGAGAGACUUGAAGCUUACAGCUGCCUCCUAUCACAGACGAUAGACGAAGAGGUUUUAGAUUCUCCUCUGCAAAAAAGACACAACAUGGAAGAAUCUCAUUUAAUGAACUCCAAAAGCGACUGGAUGACCGUACACAUAAAAUACGCUAUUCUCUGCAGGUCCGUCUCCAAAACUUUGUAUGGAGGAUACCGAGAUAGAAACCUGUCCGAAUCUCUGACCCACAUAAAACGAUUGCAUCAUGCAGUUUUGAACUGGGAAUCUCUGAUUCCAUCAGAGUACCGUCCAAUUCAGAAUCCAAUCGAGGAGUUUUCCGAUCAAGUUUUGAAAAGACAUAGUAGCAUUUCAUGGGAUAUCACACUGAAGUUCUGCGAAGUCAUGUUGGCAAUCCAUCGCUGGGCCAUCUUUGAAGUGGUCAUGCCGGCGGAGUUGGAGACUCAAUAUUCACGAAACAUAGCGAGUAGUCGAACAAUAUGCCUGAGCAUCUCAAAACAAAUUCUUGGUCUUGCGCAGCUUGCCUCGCCGAAUGACCAAAAGUCGGAAUGGUAAGGAUGUUACCCCUCGUCAAUUGUAGCGAUUGAUUUCGCACUUUUUACUUGUUUUCAUAUACUGAUUCUAUAUGGGUAAUUUCUAGGGCCCUUCUUCACCUUCCUGCUGUCGGUUUUGGCAUUGUCUUCCUAGACACGACAGCGUGCUGGAGCUCCAAGCACGAACUAGCUUACCGUAAGUACCCCGUGGGUAAUUUUCUCCACUAUGUAUUCCACCCUUUUGGGAAGAGGUGCUGACACUUGAUAUUCCGAACAAAAGUUGGCAUUGCUUGUGGAAUAUACGCUCGCCUGACCAUAAGCUGCCCCAAUGGAAGCUUCAAUAUCUUCGACGAGAUAAACCAGUUAAGUAUCAUCGCUAACAGGAGCAUCUCCAAUGUCCCAGCUGGAACUGAGAUUGUGCUCCCCGUUUCAGAGAAGGUCGACGAAAUGUGGUUCCUCAACAAUCAAGCUACUUUCCCAGAUGUAAGUCCUAUCUCUAGUUGCACCGUGACUCCACCCUGAGGCCUGGAGCGAAAUAUCUGCUUUAUAAUACUUUCUGA
Messenger RNA from Hymenoscyphus albidus, 2374 nucleotides. The record is from the annotation of a GenBank genome assembly. Lineage: Eukaryota; Fungi; Ascomycota; Leotiomycetes; Helotiales; Helotiaceae.